UGCUCAGCAUCGCGAUUUGCUACACAUUGCUUUGCGAUGCUCACAGAUCUUUCCGCAUUGGACAGGGCGGGGCACUUGUGUGCUACCCCAUGUGCAUGGGCAUGUUGUUGUAUAUUUUCUCGGAAUUUCUUCAGUCGCGACUCCACAGACCACUACAGCUCGGCGAGACUGGAGAAAGACACGUCAUUGCUCCAUGGUCUCGCGUCGAACCGCUAGCUCCCGUUUGCCGAAUGUUUUCCUAGCCUAAAGCAUCGUCAUCAUACACUUGACUUGUCUCUCGCCAAUGCUUCUGCGGCUCGCUACCAAACGUGGGCGCCCCGACAAUGAAUGAGCGACAGGAGACCUUCUACACCGCUCGCCUGCCACCCACCCCAGAUGUCGACCGGAGAGCCAGCAUCGAUACUGUUUCCAGUGCUGCAGACCGCCGCCGCUGGCGAAACCAUGCUCACGUGCUCACACCUCAACCGCAGCUCCAGGAGCGCGACCCCUUCGACGACCUCGCCGUCAACCUCCCCCCUUCGCACCCGGAACCCACCGAAGCCCCCGUCUCCGACAACGGUGAGGAAAGCACGAAAGCCGAGGACCAGCCCGACAUGAGAUCCCACCAAGGCCCCAGACCCGACGCUGUCCUAGGCGGCAACGGCAACGUGCCCGGGCCCGACGAGGGCCUGCCCGAGAACGAAAAAAAGUCCCUCACCGACUACGACGACGCGCUCGCCCGCCGCCAUGCCAAACUGCCCUGGCGCGAGCGCAUCCGCCACUUCACCUGGACCUGGUUCUGCCUGACCAUGGCCACGGGCGGCAUCGCCAACGUCCUCUACGCGGUGCCGUUCCGCUUCCACGGGCUGUAUGCGCUGGGCUGCCUCUUCUUCAUCGGCAACAUGGUGCUGUUUGCGUUCAAUGUCUGCAUGAUUUCCUGCCGGUUCUACUUCUAUCCGCGCACGUUUCGCGCGAGUUUCUUGCAUCCGACCGAGAGUCUGUUUAUCCCGGCGGCGAUUGUGAGUUUUGGAAUUAUCAUGAUGAAUGUUAGUCAGUACGGGGUCGGGAUGAUUGGCGAGCAGCAGUGGCUGGAGCAUGUGAUGAUUGUGCUGUUUUGGGUGGACUGCGGACUUGCGGUGGUGUUUUCGCUGGGGCUGUAUCUGAUCAUGUGGUCUACAACAACAUUUACUAUUAACCAGAUGACCCCUAUUUGGAUCUUCCCAUGCUAUCCACUUUUAAUCAUCGGACCCCACGCGGGAUCACUCGCGCCUAAAGUCUCCAACCCGGAAAUCGCCCUGCAGAUCAUUCUGGGUGGCUACAUUGUGCAGGGCAUCGGCUUCCUGGUCAGCCUGAUGAUCUAUGCUGCCUUCAUCUACCGGCUGAUGACCCAGAAACUGCCCAAGGAGUCACUGCGUCCGGGCAUGUUCAUCUCCGUGGGGCCGAGCGGCUUUACCAUCGCCGGCAUCAUCACCAUGGGCCAGGUGCUGCCCGACGUCGUGCCGUCGGACUUCAUGGGCGAGGGGAACGGCGAGCUGGCGGGCCACGUGGGCAUGAUCAUGGCGAAUUUCAUGGGCUUGUGGUUAUGGGGUCUUGCGCUGUGGUUCUUCUUUGUGAGCGUGGGAGCGCACUGGUCGUGUGCGCGAAGGGGCAAGAUGGAUUUCGCCAUGACGUGGUACUCGUUCGUGUUUCCCAAUACGGCGCUCACGACGGCGACGUUUGCGAUUGCGAGAGCGCUGAAUGGGAAUAAGGUGAUUAGCUACGUGGGGUGUGCAAUGACGAUUGCGCUGAUUAUGAUGUGGAUGUUUGUCGUCGUUAUGAACGUCAGGGCUGUAGUCAUUCACCAGGUGCUAUGGCCGCAGAAGCAGGAGGAUCGAACGGAGGGUGGCUGGAAACAGCAGACGGCGGAUGAGCAGAGGCGGAGGGUUGGUGAUGGUGGAGAGAGUGCGGUGGACAGGAUUGUGAGGACGGUCAGUCGUCGAGGGUUGGAAGGGUCAAGUGGAACUGCAAAACCGGCUCGAUCGCAGACUGAUGCUGGGCAGAGGAGAAGACAGUGGAGUUUUGCAGGCCAUGAGAGGUAAGGCUUACUACUUUAAUAGAAGAAUGUUCCUCCACGUAUCCAAGACAAUGCUGCUUGACCACACUUGAUUCCGAGUCAGUAACGAAGACGAAUGAGGCAGCGAAGUCCC
This is a messenger RNA of Boeremia exigua, 2165 nucleotides long. RefSeq names its product voltage-dependent anion channel-domain-containing protein. The record is from RefSeq and is a predicted model, not a curated record. Lineage: Eukaryota; Fungi; Ascomycota; Dothideomycetes; Pleosporales; Didymellaceae. The coding region runs from base 324 to 2057 and encodes 577 amino acids. Gene Ontology annotation, molecular function: malate transmembrane transporter activity. Gene Ontology annotation, cellular component: membrane. Gene Ontology annotation, biological process: malate transmembrane transport. The transcript is spliced from 2 exons.